Molecule: messenger RNA, 2061 nt
Organism: Ruditapes philippinarum (Manila clam)
Lineage: Eukaryota; Metazoa; Mollusca; Bivalvia; Venerida; Veneridae
Product: transmembrane channel-like protein 7
Exons: 5
Coding region: 305-2035 (576 amino acids)
Cellular component (GO): plasma membrane
Molecular function (GO): mechanosensitive monoatomic ion channel activity
Source: RefSeq, a predicted model, not a curated record
UAUUAGAUAAAGUGGUGAGGCAAGUUUAAAAUCUCUGAUAAAAAUAAUUGAACAGAGGCAUUUUUUAUCAGCAGAUAAAAUCGAAACAGUUGAACUAGGAAGUCUUGUAAUGUAAACUUCUGAAAAGUGUAACAGAUAUUCUUUUCUGCAGAAAGUUAAUUAUAUCAGAAAUAAUGAUCUUCUUUUCUCAUAUUAAAAGCACUGUGAUAUCUUGUACACUAUUUUAAGACGUGGAAAUAUAUAAUUAAGAAAUGGAUAUUUAGAGGAUUUACUGGAAAGCGGGAUAUGUAGGUGAAUUACAAGUAUGUCUUGGGAUAGAAGGAAUCAGAAUUACCACGAUGAGCAUGACAGAGGGCGCUUUGAUCAUGGAAAUUAUGAUGAUCGAUAUAGGGACCCGGGAAACUUUCGAGGGAGAGAUUUAAGAGCAGACAGGGGCAAUGGGGAACGUUUUGAUGAUAUACGUGAUUUUCAGAAAAAUGAUUUUGACGAAGGUUCCGAUCGAAAUUUUGGAAGAGGGAGAUAUGAAUCACAUGGGUAUAUGGAUAAUCCGGAUGAUAACUAUUUACAUCCUCUUCCUCCAGAUGGGCAUGCAAGGUAUGGUAGAGAAAUCAUACCUAAUGCAGACAACAGAAGGACUGGUAAAGAUGGCAAGAGAUUUAGAAUGGAGGUUGAUAACCACUUCUCCAAUGAUAGCCAACAAGAUCACAGAUAUAGUGGUGAAAGAAUGGAAAUGAGAAAUAUGAAUUCAGAGGAUUAUUUUGAAAGAGGCAGACAUGAAAACCCUGCACCUCAUCGGUUUUAUGAUGAAGAUAUGCAUACAAAAGCAGACAUUCAUCAUCAACAGAAUGAUUUUGGUGCUAGGGAUGAAUACUAUGAAGAUUUAGAUGAAGUAGAUCUUAGAGUAAGGCCAAAUUAUGGUGCAGAUCAAUUGAGAGCUAAAUCUGAACCAAGAGAAUAUGAGCAAUAUGAUUUUGAUGAGCGUAAAAGAGAUAAUGCAUGGGAAAAAAGGUCUGAUAACAAAAGAAGACCAUAUCAAAGCCAACCUGAUCUCAUUGGUGGACAUCAAAAUAUGGGGUUUGAAGGUGAUUUGGAUGAGAAUGAUCCUAAUUACAGGCCAAAGGUUCAUAGAGGAGUGUCCCUGAGACGAAGAACAAGAAAAAGCCGUAGAGAGCGUCGAUCUGAUUUCCAAAAUGAACAGAGAAUGUCAUUUGCAGACGGCAUGAAAACUAUAAUUCAGAGAAGAAAAACGCUACACAUGCAUAGACCUUUGUCUGAGUUGAUGUCAAGUUCGAGAACAAAUCGACCAGGCUCAGUGUUUCAUGGUCCUGGAGAUGAUGACAUUGAUGAUGAAGAUGACAGGUUACCUAGCAACCGAAAUAAAAAAAGGAUGACCUUAAAAGAAAGAAUGGAGAUACGAGAAAAAAAAGGUCCUUUGACGACAGAAGAUAUGGCUAAACUACUCAGGGACAAGGUUUUAUCACAAGAGGCUUCACAUGGAUUGGACCUGCAGAAUUUUAAAAUGAAAUGGCAUAGCUUCACAAGCUGGACAAAAAAUUGGGUGUACCAACUUGAACUUUGGGCUGGGGCAUUCAAGGUCAUUGAAGGUCAUUUUGGACAAUCUACGGUAUCCUAUUUUCGUUUUCUACGUUGGUUGAUGUUUCUGAACCUGUUCAUGACCCUUAUAAUGUUUGGUGUUGUUCUUCUGCCCUUCUUAUCCCUGGAUAUUGGCGGAAGUUUUGUAUCGUCUGUGAAUGCCUGCUCCUCUAUACCGAAUAACAUGGCCGUAUUCUAUACGUUGAACUACACUGCAGACGUGAAAUCAAAAGUCAACCAAUCCAGUACAGCUGAGAAAGUUCAGGAUGUUCUUCAAGGAACGGGUUGGAUGGAGAAUACUGUGUUAUUUUACGGGGCCUAUCAUAACAAGACAGCUUACCUGAUAACAGGAGAUGCAUUCACAUAUAACAUGUCCCUUGCUUACCUUUGUGCCGUCGGUCUGACCUUUAUGCUGAGCUUUAUACUGCUUGUAAAAAAGUAAGUAUGUUAUCUUAUUUUAUAGGCUAU